Molecule: messenger RNA, 633 nt
Organism: Prorocentrum cordatum
Lineage: Eukaryota; Dinophyceae; Prorocentrales; Prorocentraceae
Source: the annotation of a GenBank genome assembly
AUGGUGCACAGUGGUGCGCUGCUGCCCGUGGCACUGGCUGCGCUGAGCGGCUGCCGCGCGCUUGACGUCCAGAAGUUUGGCACUGAGCGGAUCGAAAAGUUUGCCGCCCUGCGCGCCGAGUCCGAGAGCCUUCGGGCCGAGAUCGGCGCCGAGCGGGCGCUGACUCGCGCCCGAGCGGACAUGGUGGGCACGCUCGACAUGUUCCAGGAACCAGCGGAGGAGGAGGUGGCCACGAGCGCGAGGAGUCGGACGCCCGAGGCGUCCCCUGCGCGGACUCUCCCGGGCAUCGCCGCCGAAGGCACUACCAGCCCUUCGUUCUCAUUGGCAGAGAUGAAGAAGAUCCUCGAGGACAAGAUCGCGACGAUCGCCGCAAGGGAGGCGGAGCGCGAGGCGAAGGCGGAGGGGGCACCAGAGGCGGAUUCGAUUGAGGAGAUUGUGGCGCUGGCCAGGCAGGCCGGUCAGGCGAGGUUGGAGGAGGCCAAGCGCAUUGCGAGGGAGUCGGCUGAUCGGUGGGAGAUGACGCAUCCGAGGCAGGGCAAUAGGCGAGGCGGGAAGGAUGCGAAGGCCAAGGAUGCGAUUGUUGAGGGCGAGGCGACGGAGCCGGGUGAGGGUUUGGCGCUGAUGGCGCUGUAG